AUUCUCUCAAAUGAGCGGCCUCAUCACGGUUCGCAUCUUCGAAGCUCUUCACGGCGCCUCCCAAACUCUUCUGGCAUCGCUGAAUUUCGGCCUUGCCGCUUGGACUCUUCUUUUCGGAGCAGUUUUCCUCCUACUCUGGCGAGUCAGUCGAAGCCCCAACUAUCAUCAUUCGAAUGGCACCAUCGCAGUAGCAACUCCUUCAUCGUCCACUCACGCCCGAGCAAAACCCUCUGCCAAUGGUCGUCGCAUCCUCGUUAGCAUUUCUCUUGAUGGCCGUCCUCAAACGGAGGCUCUCUACACUGGUCUGAGGCGACUUGCCGACUUCUGCGAUUUGGUCGUUGAGAUGAUUGCAGCAACUGACGACGAGGAAAACACCGCCAAGGAGAAAAUUUCAAGAAAAGUUGGUAUUCCCGGGCACCGUGUUCUCUGUAGCAGCACCGCCAACGGCCGAGCUUAUAUGGUUCGACAGCUCCAUCCUGCUUGGCAUGUUGAUACUGACGAGGAGGUUUUGAAGUACCUCAUCGGUCUAGUGCCACACCUAGCGACCACUAGCCCUACCGCCGCGAAGACGGCAGGCGAGAGUGAUUCAAUCACAGUGUUUGCUUCGAUAGACACUUUUGUAGAUCGGUUGUUGACCUCUGCUCAGAAAUGACUUCUGAGUGAGAUCUGUACAAUU
This is a messenger RNA of Perkinsus marinus ATCC 50983, 676 nucleotides long. RefSeq lists its product as hypothetical. The record is from RefSeq and is a predicted model, not a curated record. NCBI's taxonomy places the organism in Eukaryota, Perkinsozoa, Perkinsida, Perkinsidae. Gene Ontology annotation, biological process: peroxisome organization. Bases 11 to 652 code for a protein of 213 amino acids. The transcript has a single exon.